Molecule: messenger RNA, 2442 nt
Organism: Anopheles darlingi
Lineage: Eukaryota; Metazoa; Arthropoda; Insecta; Diptera; Culicidae
Gene: Traf-like
Exons: 5
Coding region: 157-1644 (495 amino acids)
Biological process (GO): positive regulation of JNK cascade; regulation of canonical NF-kappaB signal transduction; protein K63-linked ubiquitination
Cellular component (GO): plasma membrane signaling receptor complex; cytoplasmic side of plasma membrane
Molecular function (GO): ubiquitin protein ligase binding; tumor necrosis factor receptor binding
Source: RefSeq, a predicted model, not a curated record
GCGCUUGUCCGAAGGAGUUAAUCUUUCCGCGAAUUCUUCAACUCAUAUACACCAUUUCCACUUGCAUUUUAGUGGCUUGCCAUACGGUGUUGGUGAUAACAGCGACGACUCAUCGGCUUGGUACCAUAGGAAACGAAACCGGAUAGCCUGCAAAUCAUGAGCAGCGGCACAGCGGCGCGGAAAAAUAGGGUGCAGUUCACUAAAAUGUCCUGUUACCUGUGCAGUGAGUGGCUUAGUGAUGAGAUGGUCGAAGAGCACCUGCAGGAGUGUAGCCGUGCGCUGGAGACGUGUCCAGAGGGCUGCGGGUUGCUGGUGCUGCGGAAGGAUCUGGCCGCCCACCGGAACCGCUGCACGGACGGUUUUAACGAGCCACCCAUCACUAGCAUCAGUUUGGGUAACGUACUGGCAGCGGCAUCGGCACCGGAGCCAUGUCAGACGCCAUCUCGAGGCUCGAACGGUUCAGUAACGCUGGACGGCGACGGCGUCGAGGCGCUGCUGCAUGAGCUGCGCUUCGUACACCGUACGCUCGGCGAGGAGGUGCACUAUCGGGCGAAUCUGCUAGAUCGUACAGUGCGGUUAGAACAGCGACUCGAGUUGGCCAACAAGUGGACGAUCAAGGUGAACGACGCUUUGGUCUCGGUCAACAAGCUGGUGAACGGUGAAAUCGAACGCCGCAACGCGGUCAUGGAGAAUCUAAACGAGCGCCAGAAGCUGUUGGAAUCCUCGUACCAGCGUACCAUCAUCACCACCGAUUCGACCGAGCUCCCGAGCCCCAACGGUAGCCGGGCGUUGGAGUUCAGCGGUGAGACUGGCGCUGCCGCUGCUAUGAGGCCACCCGACGCGGCGCCACCAUCGUUAGCUACUCGCCGUUGGAGUGCUAUCGCGGCAGGGGUGCUUGCACGCAGCCAACUCUGUGGUAACCCGAAUGAUCCGGUUCAACAGCUAGUAGAGCAGCUGAUCGAAGAGCAGACGAAAACAUCAUGCCGGGUGCAGGAGGCGCUCCAGCAGACGUUCGAUGCAGCCGAGCGGCUCCAGCGGAUGGAGCAUCAAGUGGAGCGGUACCGCCGCGAGACCUACUACACCAAGCAGCGGCUGGACGAUCUGCAGACCCAGCUGCUGCACGAGGCCAACCAGCGCACGCUCGGUGCGACCGACGGUCGGAUCGUGUGGCGGAUUGGUGACUUCGAGCAGAGGUUCGUCGAGUCGCAGCAGCACGAUAUUAUGAUGAAGGGUCCGCUCUUCACCAACCAACCGUUCGGCUACGUACUGCAGCUCGAGGUAAGCCUAUACGGUAUCGGUACCUGGCGCGGCCGGAACGUACUAGUCGGGCUGACCGUGCUGAAUGGACCGAACGAUCCGCUGCUCGAGUGGCCCUGCAGGUUACCGGGGACGGUGACGCUGCGCGACCAGCCGGUUAACCGGGCAGCCGCUCGCGACAUCAACAAGUCGAUUCUGGCCAAACGACAGAGCCAGCAUUACACGCGGCAACAGUUUGUCUACAUACCCCACGAUACGCUCCGCUCACAGCACUUCAUCCGCGACGAUGCCAUUUUCUUGGAGGUGGUGCUCGAUCGCACCACAGAACCGCCAUCCACACAAGCACUAACACCGCCACCAACGUCGGCAGGGUCUUCGUUCACUUAAGAAACGUCCUUUUCUCGAAGCCCCUUCAAAAUGGAUCAGACGAUGAAAUAGGACCAUUUUAAUGUUUCAAUUAUUAGGACGUUAAAUUCCCGCAGAACUUUAAGGCAAACAUCAAAAUAGGCAUACACGGCAGAGUGGGAAACGUCUCUCGUCGCGUCUUCUCGCCCUCGAUAACCAGAAGCACUCGUGCAUCGUGGCUUUGGUUGGUUAUUGGCAGUCGGCGCGUGUCGCGUUGCACUGCACUUACUCCGUGAUCACACUUCGCUGAUGCAGUGAUCCACAGUUACGUGAUUGAUUUCGGAUCACACGCCGGGGUCACCAAUAGUUCUUUACAACCUUUUCAUGUAGAAUAUAUUCUGGGAUAAUGUUUUAUUACUUAACUUGGAUUGCGAUCGAACAUCGAUCAGUAACGACUCUUACUCGGUCGGCGGAUGAAAAGCGAGUGCCGUUACUAGUAUGCAGAGAUGUUGGUGACCAUUAUUCUCCCUCUUGGAGUGCCGGAAAGUCUACUACAAUGCCAUUUGGCAUCAACAUUUUCGCAUUGUUUAUGUACCCUCAGAAACUGGGUUUUUGCCCAAAAGAUCGACUUUUUGAACUGUUUUGAUGAAACAUAUGACGUUUAUUCAAUCGAAAAGUUAGGGUUGAUUGUUAAAAAGUCAAUACAUCUUUAGAAAUUGAAAAACAGUGAAAAAUUGUUGGAGAUGAUAUUUUGUAUAUCAAAAGAAAUCUAUCAGGAACGAUUUUGGCUUAAAAUGGACUAGGGCUUAGUUUGCCUAGUAGUCCUAUUUCAGUGUCUAU